Molecule: messenger RNA, 3753 nt
Organism: Adineta steineri
Lineage: Eukaryota; Metazoa; Rotifera; Eurotatoria; Adinetida; Adinetidae
Source: the annotation of a GenBank genome assembly
AUGGCAACAUCAUCGAUAAUUAUGUUGAGUAAUGUAUCAAUGGAACGUCUUUAUUUAUCUCAGCCACCAGCAUGGAAUGAAUUACAACGUUUAUCAUUUGCUCCAAAUCAACAACAACAACAACAACAACAAGAUGGUCAUUCAAAUCAACAACUUAUUCGUAUAUGUUACGAUAAACUUCUCCAUCAUAUGUAUGAUAUUAAUUCUUCAUCAACAACAACAAUCAAUCAAAUCAAUGAACAAUUAGAAUUAUCUGCUGAAUAUUGUCAAUUAAAAACUUUACGAGUUGAUGGAAAUACAGUUUAUCUUCAUUCCGAACAAUUUUAUUCAGAAAUUAAAUUUGAUCCUUUAACACAUUUACCAAUUAAUGUUUCAAUUUCAUUUACAAAUGAUCAACAAGCAAAUGAAGAACGUUAUACAUGUCCACGUAUGUUAAAAGCAUUAAAUGAAAAACAAUAUAAAUUAUUUCGCGAACAUUUAAAUGGUUAUGCAAGUUUAUUUACAUUAACAGCACCAACUAUGAAUAACGAUAAAAGAAUUGGUUAUACAGCCUAUAAAAUUCUGCAACAAGAUUUAGAACGUUUAGCUAAAACAGAAACGUAUGGAAAAUUAUUAGAAGGUUUUCAAUCAAUGUCUGAAGGAUUACCAAUGAGAAUUAGUUUUAAUGAUCAACAUUCUAAUAAUUCUUCAUUACCAAAUAAUGUUCGUAUAAUAUUAAUUCCAAGUACAACUCAACAUUCUUUACCAAUGAAAUCUAGUAUACAUAUUGAUGAAAAAACAAAUACAAUUCAUUUAGAAUCAUCAUCAAAAUCUAAUCUUGUAGCUACAGGUCAUUUUGCUCUUGAAUUUGAUUCAGAUCAUUCACCAUUUACAUUCCUUGUAAAUUAUGCUCAAGAAAUCAAUCGUUUAACAACUAUAAAUUCAUUUCUUUCAAAUUCAAAACCAUUUAAUUAUCUCUCAAGCAUAUUACCAAAAACAAAAUUACUUCAUCAAUAUCAAUGGUAUAUAUCACAUGAUCAAUUAGCAAUAUCAAUUCGUCAAAUUCCAUUUACAAAUAUAAAACAACUUAUAAAUAUUUUAAAUUUAAUUCAUCAACAAAUUUAUUUAACAAAAUCAUUAAAUUAUUAUUUUAAUAAUGAUUAUGAUCAUGAACAACAUAUGGAUGAUGAUAAUAAUGAUAUAUCACUUGAAUUAUCAUUUUUAUCUUCAACAAUUCUAUCAAUAACAUGUGCACAAACAUAUAAUUUAUCAACAUUUUUACUUCAAAUGUCAAAUAUAAAUACAUUACCAUUAUUAAUUAAUCGACAACAACAAAAAGAAAUUUAUUUAACAAAUGAUAAAGAUUCAUUAUUAAAAUUAAUUGAAAAACUUCUUAAAGAAGAUAAUACAAAUCAAUAUUUAUUAUCAACAAAUAUUGAUUCUAAACAAACCAAUCAAUUACAACAAGAAUCGAAUCCUUCCAUAAAUCUUCCAAAAUUUAAUCGACGUUUAUCAUGUGGUCCACCUGCUAAACCAACAUGGAGACGAGCAACAACACUUCGUCGAAAUCAACCAGCAUGUUUAACAUUAACAACAACAGAACAAAUUCAAGAAAAAAUUGAUGAUGACCAAUUAAUCGAUGAUGAUAUUAAUCAAAAUAUAACAAAUGAUGAUUUUCCUGAUGAUGAUGAUGCAUUUAUGCCAUCACCUCAACAGCAACAGCAACAGCAACAACAACAACCGAAUCAACAACAUUUGCAUCAACUAUUAUUACCAAAACCAUCAUUAAGUUUUCAUUCAUCUGUAUUAAGUCGUUGUGGAUCAGUUUCAUCAACACAAUCUGUUUCAACACCACCAAUAUUUGGUUUAUCACCAUCAACACCUUAUCCAGGUGCAACAACGAAUCCAAAUGGAAAUAUAUUUUUUCCAUUAGGUAAACAAGUAUCUGUACCAGAAUAUAGUCCAGUUACUUCACCAAUUACAAUGGGAACAUUUGAUCCAUUAGCUUUCUUACCAGCAAAUCCAACAACAUCAUUGAAUCUUAUGUUACCAACAGAUACAAAUAAUAAAGUAUCACAAAAAAAGAAACGACGUAGAUCAGAACAAUCAAAUGAUGAUUUUAUAGCAGCAUUAAAUAAUAAUCCUAAUGAUAAUCGAUCACCAAUGCAUGCAACAAAAUUAACAUCAUCUGGAGGUGAUCCAACUAGUGUAAAACGAGGUAAAAAACCAAUGGAUAAAAAUGCUCAACAACAAGCACAACAACUUGUUCGACAAAAAUCCGCAUUUAAAGUAACUGAUUCACCAACAACGACUUUACUUUCUCAACAAUCAGUUACAUCACCAGAUGAUACAUCAAAUGAAUUAAAACCAUUAAAAGUUGUUAUUAAACGUGUUGGUGAUAGUGGAAAUUCAUCAAAUGAUGAAGCUCAACAACAACAAACUAUGAAACAACGAAAAAAACAGCAACAACUAGCAAAUGCUGCUGGAGGUCUACCAGCAACUAUGAGAAAAUUACCAAGUAAUAAUUCAGCAGGUGGAUCAUCACCAUCUGUUUUGAUUAAAAGUGAAAGUAUGGAUAUGUCACAAUUGAAUACAGAUCCAAACUCAAUGAUGACAAUGGGUGAUGGUAUACAGCAAUCACCGCGUGAACGACCACGUCCAUCAUCAUCUCUAUCAAAUCCAUCAACAUCUCUUUCAGCAGCAACAUCUCAACCACGAUCAGUUCCACCUCAACCACCGAUUGUUUUAAAAAUUCAACGAAGUAAAGUUUAUCCUGGACAAGAUCAAUCAUCUUCAUCAUCAACAACAACAGUAACAUCAGCACCAAUGACGUCAAAUACUAUUCCAUCUUCAAUUAAAGAAGCAAUUAAACAUCGUGCUCGAUCAAUGCCAUCGGCAGCAAAUACAAAUAAACCACAUGUAACAUCUCCACCUCUUCUUGCAUCUAAACUUACAAGUCCAUCAACUGGAACAAUCAAUAAUCCAAUACAACAACAAUCAUCUGUAACUUCAUUAUUUCGUAUUCCAAGAAAAUCAUCAGCACAAGAAGUAACUGCAAAACCAAAGACUGAACCUGGUCUUAUUCCUAAUAAUAAUAACAAUAAUAAUAAUAAUAAUAAUAAUUCAACUCUUAAUCUAUCAAAGACUCCAUUAUUACCAACACCAAGUAUUCGUCCAUCACCACCACCACCACCACCACCAUCAUCAUCAUCAUCACAAAUCGGUAGUUGGCAAUCACCACCGACUCAACAACCAUCACGUUUUCAUCAAAAUCGACCACGUCCUGCAUGGUCACAACAACAACAACAGCAACAAGGACCACGUGGAAGAACACCUGUUACACCACCAAAUGUAGCAGCACUUACAAAUAAUCAUCCAUCAUUAUCAAAUUUUUCUCAACAACCACGAUCAAUUCUCAAAAAACCACCAUCCAAUGAAAAUUCAGGAUCAGAUAUGCUUUAUAUGCCUUCAUCUGAAUUACCUGGUUUAAAUGAACAACGAUCUGGUAUAAAUUUUGCAGCACCUCAACCACCACCUCGUACAACAACACCACCUGGCAUGUACGAUGAUAAUGAUGAUGAUUCAUCACCACAAGCACAAUUAGUCAUUGAUACAAGUAGUCAUCCAACAAAUAACGCACUUUUACCAUAUACAAUUGUACCUGGUUCAAGUUCAUCAGGUAUGGAUAAUUUCGAUCAAACACAUGAGAAUAAUUCAAUGAUGAAUUCAAAUCAACAACAAAUGGGCGAUGAAUCAUUAUCUAAUCUAGACUGA